AUGAAUUUUAAAAAUAUUCAUUUUGCAGAAAAUUCUCAAACAGCGUACUUCAGAAUGCGAUUCGCUAAGGAAGAAGGUGGAAAAAUUCGAGAGAGACAGGCAGCAAUGGGAAAAUCAGAAGCGAAUGUUGGAAGCGAAGCAACCAAUGGAUGUUCAGGUGCUACAAGGUCAAAAACGGGAACUAACCAUGCAAUUAGAUCGGGAGCAGGCCGAAAAACAAGAGCUUUUCAUGCAGCACAGUUAGCGGAUGCAAAUCGAGAUACUUUGGAUCGUCAGGAACAGAAUGUGUUAAAAGAUGAGAAUGAAAAGUUAAAGAAACAGAUUGCCGAUAUCCUGGAUAUUCAGUCUCGGCUUAAUACAGAUGUGCAUAACUUGCAAGAGGAAGUGCGAUGCAAGAAUCAGGAAGUAGAAAAUGCUCAGGAUGAAUCAAAAAGGCUUCGUUUGAUUAUGAACAACGAGAAGAUCCAAUUGGAAAGUAGUAUUGAAGAGUUACAGCGGGAUUUACAAAUGAAAUCGGCUGCAUUACAAAGCUUAAUGCUUGCCAAACAGGAUAUCAAGACGAAUGAAGCAGACUCAGCAAUGAUAACUCGAUUAACAGUGGAAAAUGAGGAAAUGCGAAAUCAAAUUGAUGAGACCAAGAAUGAAGUGAAGAGACACGUUUCCGAAAUUGAAGAGAUGAAAUUAGAGAAUGAGAAGAAACUUACAACUCUUCAAAGCGAAUUGGAAUCCGUGCGAGAAACUGUAAAAAAGAAGGAAGCGGAAUUGUCCAAACAAAGUGAUGAAAUUGAAAAGUUACAAAGUGAACUGAAUUUCGCAUUAGAAAAUAUGCAGAAAGGGGAAGCUGAAUUAUCAGUCAUGCGAAACAGUAAAGUGCACGAAAUUUCACAGCUUCAAGAGAUUUUGAAGAAAUAUAAAUUAGAUGCAGAAAAAGUAAGUAAACAAUUGGAGGAAAGCCAAAAGAAUUUGGCAGAAUGUGAGGAAAAGUAUGAUAUUUUGAAAAAGGAUUCUGAAGCAAAACUUACACUGGAAAACGAUAUUUUGAUAGAUGCUAGAAAGAAAUUUGAGGAAGAAAUGAGAUUACAGGAAACGAAAUUUAGUCAGAGUUUAAAAAUGGCGGAAAUGCAAACACAAGAAGCAGAACAUGAAGCAAGAAAUUGCCAGAUGAAAAUCACUGAUCUAGAACAGGAAAUAAAACUCUUGAGGGUGCAAGCUGACAGCCGGCGUAGUGUUGAUGAACAGAUGCAAUUAUUGCGCGAAGAAUUGAAGCAAGCAAAAUAUAAAAUAGCUGCUCAGGCUGCUGAUUUGGAAAAAGCUGAAGCGGAUGCUGAUGAAGCGGAACGUUCCACUCGUGAAACUAUUGACGAGCUCGAAGAAGAAGUUCGUUCUCUCCAAGAAAAGUUGAAAAUUCUAGAAAUUGAUGAAGAGAAACAGAACAAACAUAUAUUAAUGGCUGAGGAGAAAAUGAGGAAAAAUCAAGAAAUUAGCGAGAAGUACGAGAAGAAAUGUGAAAUGCUGAUGAAGGAACUUGAGGAGGUUCGCUCUACGUUGGCUGUUGCUAAUAAAAACUUAGAAACAUUCAAAGCGGAAUAUGAGAAGCUUUUGGCGAAAGCAAGCUUAGAAGAUGAAGUGCUCACUUUAGCUACUUCAUUGCAGUCAGCCCGCGAUGAAAUUAGUAUAAGGCAUGAUGAAAUCGCAAAACUUCGGAAGGAAUUGCGUGAAAUGCAUGAAGAAAAUGAACGUUUGUUAAUAGAUAUUGAUGCACAAACUCAGGCAUUGCAACAAGAUGUUCAAUUGGCUAGGUCUGAACGAGAUGAAAUGAAAAAAGAAAUGGAAAAAUGUAAGAGUGAUAAUAUUGCUCAGCAGCAGAAAGAUGGACUCGUUUUGGUUGAACUUAGGAAUAAAAUCUCAAAGCUUGAAGAACAAAUAAUUGAAAAGGAAAAGAUGUUCUCAUCUCUACAAGAUGAUUUGAGAUCGAAACAUCAGAAAAUGUUGGUUGAAGCAAAGCAAGAGUAUGAGCAGCAGAUUGCUGAACUAAAUAAAGAACUGGGGAAACUGAAAGCUUCUGAAAGCGGAAAAAUUGAAGAACUCAAUGAUGUAAUAACGAAUCUGAGGAAGGAAUUAGCUGUCAAAGGCGGCAGUGUUGUGUCUUUCAGAAUAGAUCAACAUCGUAAAUUUCAAAGCAGUGAAGCACAAAAUCUGGAUUUGAGUCCAAAAUCUGAUUUCGAGGAGAAAUUGGCUACUUUAAAAGAAUGCAUAGCUGAUGUACUUGAGGAAAAAUUAUUAUUCGAACAUGGUGAUUGUCAACCAAUAAUGAUCAACAGAACUACUCAAACAAGGGUGGAGAUGAAAGAGGGAAGACACAUCAUUUCCGUAAAUAAUGAUGAUGACGAAGCUCUAAAGCAUACAGAUAGAAAUGGUUUGUUAUUAGAACAAGAAAUUGAUAAUUUUGAUUGUCAGGUAAAUAGGAGUUCGGAUGCUGUCAAUGAACAACUUUGGAAAUCCAAGUCUAGUAGUGAAAUUUGGAGUCUUAGAGCAGAGUUAGCUUUUCUGAAAAAACAAAUAAGAGACGAAGAAAUGGACAGAAAGUGCCUUCAGAAACAUAUUCAGAUGCUCCAGGCAACCAUUCAGGAAAAUAAAGGAAUUUUGGAUUUGAUUAAAGAAACGGAAAAGGAUAUAAAAAGUGAUAAACUUGAAAACCAGAAAUGUUUGGAUCCAUUUGAGAAACAAAUUGAAAAGCUAAAGGCGGAAUUAGCGAAUGUUCAAGAAUGUCGGGAACAGUAUAAACGAGAAGUAGAAGAGAGAGAUUUGGAUAUUGCUAGUUUGAAAAAAGAUAUUGAAAUUUUAACAAAUGAUAUAAGAUCUUGCAAAACACGUCUUCAAGAAAGCAGUCGUCUAGAAGAACGAAAUAGAGUGAUCGAGUUUGAAAAUAAAAAUCUUCUCGAUGAAUGUUCAUCAUUGAAAGUGAAGUUGACGGAAUUAAAAGAGCAACUGGUCGAAAUGGAAAAUGGAAACAUGAAAAAGCAUACUGACGAAGUGAAUGAUCUUAAUCAGCAAUUGGAUAAAGCUCGUCAGGCCUAUGAACUAUCAGGGGCAGAAGUGAAACGAUUACGAGAGCAGUCUGAAAAUCUCUCGAAGGAAGUGAACCAUUUGAGAAAUUUCCUAAAUAUUGCCAAUACGGAAAAAGAGCAGCUAAAAGCAGAAGCAUUCGAGCAACUGAAGGAAAUGGAACGGCUUUCAUGCGAACGGAUGCAGCUAGAAGUAACUCGACAACAGCUAGAUGAAGCGAUAGCGGAAGGUGAGCGUCAAGCUCAGGAAUUAGCAAGAUUAAAAGUUCAAACUAAGAGUGAUCGGCAACAUGAACCCCAUGAUUUGCGCCAACAAAUUCAGACCAUCGAGGAGAAAUGGAAAUUGGAGUGCGAUAAGAGCGAAGCAAAUGCGCAAGCUGAGAAAGAAGAAUUUGAAAAGAUAGCCAAAAUAAAUAAAACAUUCAGUGAGGAGAUCAAAAGACUUAGCAACGAAUUGGAAGUUGAACGAAAACGAAUCAUCGAUUUAGGUACCGAAAAAGUGCGUCUUUUGGAUGAAACUGAACGUCUCAAAAAUGAACUUAACGCACUGAAGACAAGAAAUAUUCUAGAAAAGGAAGCGGAAAGGCAGGAGGGAAAUCGAGAGGAAUUGAGAAGGCUUACGGAUGAUUUCGAGAGGCGGUUGCGGCAGUAUGACAAAGAGUGGACAGUAAAGUCGAAUAACCAAAUGGAAACAUUGAAACGAGAGAUGAAGUUGAUGAAGGAUGAAAAUGAAGAAUUACGAAACCAAAACGAAAGGAUACGAAAGGAAAUGGAUGAGAUGCAACGAGAAUUGAAGGAGAACAAGGAAAUAUCGGAACAAUCGGAUAUAGAAGAGAGAUUGAAAGAAUCGGAGGAUAACGUAACCAGAUUAGAAGCAGCAUGGAACACUCCCACACCACCACCUCGUAAAAGGAUUGGGAAUGAAAUAACCGAUGGAGUGUUGCAGGUAUCGUUGGUGGAAGAAAAUAAGAAAUUGAAAAAAGAUGUCGAAAUGUAA
Messenger RNA from Cercopithifilaria johnstoni, 4062 nucleotides. The record is from the annotation of a GenBank genome assembly. NCBI's taxonomy places the organism in Eukaryota, Metazoa, Nematoda, Chromadorea, Rhabditida, Onchocercidae.